GCGUGCCAAGAGGCAAGGUAUUAAUAUUCCAGAAAAUGUCUGUCCGACAUCCUCAGGGCUGAGUUCACGCGGCUCACUUUACAAUUAACAAACUACUACUCCCAGAAUUCAACGCGGGGAGCUCGGGGAAGCGGUGCUCGGCUCUCUGACGGACGCGAAGCUGCUGCCUUUGCUUCCCUACGGUGGGUUUGGGAAGCGGCUAGAGUCGCUAGAAAGGCAUUUCCAACAACGAGGACGCACGCCGCGGCAUUUCUUCUCGACCUUACUCAUCCAGACGGGGGCUCUCAGCAUGGGGAAUGGCAUCAACAAGGUCCUGCCUGACUUAUAUUUGGGAAAUUUCAAAGACGCAAGAGACAGAGAACAGCUAGCCAGGAACAACAUCACGCACAUCCUGUCCAUUCAUGACAGCGCAGCUCCCAUCCUCCAGGAGAUGACCUAUCUCUGCAUUUCAGCUGCUGACCUGCCCACACAGAACCUGACUCAGCACUUUAAACAAAGCAUAACGUUCAUACACGAGUCCCGUCUGAAAGGAGAAGGCUGCCUCGUUCACUGUUUGGCGGGUGUGUCUCGUAGCGUCACCCUGGUUGUAGCGUACAUCAUGACCGUGACGGGACUGGGCUGGCAGGAGGCGCUGGCGGCGGUCAGAGUGGCCAGACCCUGCGCCGGCCCAAACCUGGGCUUCCAGCGGCAGCUCCAGGAGUUUGAGACGUCGCAAGCUGAACAGUUCAGAGACUGGCUACAGAAGCAAUACAAGGACAACCCCUUCAAUGAUGAGGCUGAUAUACGUGAUUUGCUUGCCAGGGCUUCCAAAGCCAGUGGCGAGGAGGUAGAAAACUGUGCAUCUACCCCACCUGGAGGUAUCUGAUCAGAUCUUUUGCACAUCGACCCGGAGGAUUACACCUUUGUGAGGCACUGAAGUAGCCUGGACCUUUCUGGAGGUCUGGUGUGCUCUGGAGUGGACCACUGUCUGAAUGUUUAUCGCUUUAAACAUCCUGGACCUGACUGUUGGAAGAGACUAUUAUUAUUUACAGCGCACAUUUAUUUUUAUCAUUUUAUCAUUGUUGGAUUGAUAGAUGAUUCUGGUGCUGUUUUUUUUUUUAUUUCUAACUUAUACAUGUUAAAAAACUGUGUUUUUUCACUGUGUCACAAUGAUUUCAAACUCAUGAAUAAAAGCAAGUAAAGUCAA
Molecule: messenger RNA, 1186 nt
Organism: Mugil cephalus (flathead mullet)
Lineage: Eukaryota; Metazoa; Chordata; Actinopteri; Mugiliformes; Mugilidae
Gene: dusp22b
Product: dual specificity phosphatase 22b
Exons: 7
Coding region: 290-865 (191 amino acids)
Biological process (GO): regulation of cell population proliferation; transforming growth factor beta receptor signaling pathway; positive regulation of JNK cascade
Cellular component (GO): cytosol
Molecular function (GO): protein tyrosine/serine/threonine phosphatase activity
Source: RefSeq, a predicted model, not a curated record